AUGUCGUCGUACAAUAUGGGCAGCCGUCGUAUGCCGCCGAAUGAUCCUUUCCCGCCUGCAGAUGCAUCACAUCUUGGAUCAACCAAUUCAAGUGCCGCCUUUGCCCCGCGGUAUCCGCGGUCUCAACUGGCAAGGCCAACCAACUCUACAACACGAACAAGUCGGGCAUCUUCACUAUCAGCUGCUGAAGACACUCGUUCAAUAACGGCUUUGCCAUCGGUGUCCCAUCAGCUUCCAAGCCGUGCGAAUCGACUGUCAUUGAUACCACGUCCAAGCCCUGGCGGCGUUGGAUCCUCACCAUCUCCUGCAUCGACCGUAUCACCUCAAACACCGGCUUCAUCAAUUCCUUCGUCGCAUUCUGCCUCUGAUCUAACCAUACCCUCCCCCUUUGCGCUAAGCUACCAAGCUUCACCCGCCAAUCCUCCCAAACGACCACGCAAUGUCCUUCGCAGAAAGGCACCGACAAUAGGAAGGCAUGUGGAGCAGACCCAAUCGCAGAAGCUUAGCCUGGUUAUUCCACAGCCCGCUCAGCCCGCCAAUACGAAAGAGGAGCCUGAGCCUGGACUUCCCAAUCUUCCAGAUUCCUACUUCGCUGGACCUCCCGCAUCCUCUCAAAGUACGUCAGAUCGGAUGGAGAAAUAUGCAAUGGAGGCCGCAAAGAAGCAGGAACCGGUCGAAUUGGCUAGCCUCCGUACCACGGUCAACACCCAAAAUUUACCGCCACCUUCGGCUGCUUACUAUCCGUCUGCGAGUACACCCUCAACCCGAUACUCAGAGUCCCCUGGCAUGUGGAGCCGGGGAUCAACACCAACUUCAUUAUCUUCUUACUCUCCAGGCGUCAUACACUCGACCAAGGUUGGACGUAUGAGACAGCCAAGUCCGUCCCAGAUCAGGCUUCCCGUUUUCUCGCCAUCGGCAGUGCAUACAAGCCCUCAAAGUGUCCGCAUUGAACAAGCGGAGCCACAUGUUCCAAAGUCAGCACGGCCAAAAAGAACCCCUGCACCUGGAUCCGCUACGAACUCAGCCGGUCAAGGACAACCUAGUGUCAAAUUGGUCCGCACAAAUAUUCCAGGCCCUCCCCACAGCCCCCCACCAAGGAAGUCAUCUGUCAAUUUCAGCCCACCCAGGGAUACCCCAUCUAAGAACCCUGAUAUAGAUGUGGACAAGGCCAGGAAGGAAGUCGAAGAGGCAGAGCGAGAGCUCUUCAAUUCCCAGAAAGCAAUGGCCACACCAGUCUCGGCGACAAGUGUACCAAGUGUACCGAAAACACCCCCACGACCAAGCCGAGAAGGCACGCAUCGCUUGUAUUUGGAGACAUCCCCGGUCAUACAAAGCAAUCUACCUUAUCUCAAGUCGACAGGCCACAAAAGACGCGAGUCAGCAGAGAGGAUUCGGAUAGGUGGACAACCAUAUUCUGCUCAAUCCCAGUCUGCUGCAGCCUCGACGGAUUCACUGCGAUCUAAGGAUCUGUCUCGGGUCCCCUCGCGAGAGGCUGGUUCUUCAGUGCUAGCACGCAAAUCGCCCAAGACCUUGAUCAAGGAACCCCCUAAAGAGAAAGUUGAUUCGAAGAAACCUGCGGCACAAAAGCGAUUCGGGCUUUUCACCAAGAAGUCCAAGCCAGACCUCGAUACUGCCGCUGGUGAUGCUCGGCCGCCAAGGAAAGGACCCGCGGCAGGAACUGGUCAUGAGGGAUAUGGAAAAUAUUCCCAGCGUGGUAGGAAAUCAAGUGCCAGUAGUGCCAGUGGCGUCAGGGCCCGGUCGACAAGUACAACACGAAGCGCAUCCCGUUCAAUUUCAAGCAGCAAGGGAAGCAUGUCAUCUAGUCGCCCGGAUCUAGACCUGGAUGAUUUCCUCUCGAGUCGGCUUGAACCUGUUAUCAUUAGCGGUGGAGGGAUGGAUGGCAACCCUCUUUCACGAACCCAGAGUGAGCAGAGCAUCAGCAGCCUGAGUGUGACUUCUUCAACUGUGGCCCAUCCAGCCCCGCUCACCUCUUCUACUGCCCCAUCAACCGAGUCAUUGGCGACUUCUACUGGUACUUUUGGCGGAUCCGACCCUCCUAUCGAGUCAACGACUAGCUUGGGACCGGUCAAAAGUCCAGCAAAUAAUCUGGCUCCUGCAAACCGCGAACAACCAAGAUCUCGUAUGCCAGUUCCCAAGGGCAAGAGACAUGGGGCAUAUGCGGAUCCAGAGGCUUCGACAACUAGCAUAUCACUCCCGAGUCAUAUUCCGAGCACUGUUCUCUCGCAAAGCUCGACAGGGGCUCCGACUAUGGCUACUCAACAAAAGGAACCAGCAAAGCAUGACCCACCACAGGCCAAGAAAGGAAAGGCAUCUCGGUGGAAUUUCUUUCAGAGAAACCGUGUCAACGAGCCAGAAGCUGCUGCACCACCUGCCAUUGUUCCCCCUUCCCAUACUGCCCAACUUCAUGCUGCGAUUUCUCCAGUGCUCAAUAGUCGUCCCAUUGCUCACUACGCUCUCAUGGAUACGGAUUCAGAUGAACUCGAUGAUAUUCUCAAGAAAGUGGAAGACUCGCCCCCGACCGAAGAAGAGCAAUACGUUGCGCCAGUUGAGGUGCCGGCGGGCUUGAACAUUAAGAAACGACAUCCCUCUAUCUUACUGCCAUCACCGCCGAAGAUGCAUGGUGAGUUUGAGCGAGACGGUCGACCAUCGCCAAGAACCGCUAUGGUCAAUUGCAACAUGAUAGACCCAAGCCCAGGGAGUAGCCCUGAAGAUCGUCGACCGAGACGACUGGCUUCCGUAGGUCGGAUCCCGCAAGUGGUGUCGAGACGUGACAGGCAGCAUAAACCGGCUAUGCAUUCUUUCUCUCGACCAUUCAGUGCUGUUGAAUCGCCGUCCAUUAUGGCACCCAUGAUGGAGGGCGCAAAUGAGGACCCUGGGUUUGAUGAACUACCGCCUGCCAAUAUUCCCUCUAGCCAGCCAGGCGAUUGGGGCUACGGAUUCAACCCCGCAUUCAGUGCCCCGGAGGCAGCGAGCGCUUUGGAGUUUCUCGCUGGGCCUUAUUCAGCAAACGAACUCAUCCACUUCUCGCCAUACAAGGAUUCUCCUUCGUCAAACAGCUCCGGAGCUUUAGCGGCAGUGACAGCCGUGGUGCCCAAGCCUGGCACCGCACCAACCGAGGAUGAAGUAUGGAACGAGUAUGAUGAUCUCAUUGACCACGUUCUCUCCCCCGAAGAGCCAAAGCCCGAUGUCUCUGGUAAGCCUGAAGAGGCUGAUAGAUUUGAGAUGGCGACCAUGGCCAGUAGAGCUUUGCAGCAUGAGUUGAACGAUGCCAACUCCCUUCAGCCACCACCCUUUUCGCCUGCUGCGAUUUCUACUCGUGAUAGCACCGACUCAGUUCGUCUUCGCCGCUCGAUGAUUGUCUCGGCUUUGCACUCGUCCAUUGCGCCAUCCACACAGCCAUCGUAUAGCAAUCUCAUUGCUAGUUAUGGCGACCCGGAGGUGAUGAACAGCCCCGCAAACCCGACACAGCCUUCCUUGGACCCGGUGCAGGAGCAACAGUCGACAUUCCUCCAAUCUCUUGCAGCUGCGCCUACCCCGAAACCCAAGUCUCCUGAAAUCAGGGGCUUUCCAGGAUGCUCAGAGCGUGAUUGGGAUGCUGUCACCCGCACUAACAUGCGAUCGGCGUCUCUCAUGACUAGUCGAUGGCUGUCGUUUGGGCGGGUCCUUUUCAGUCCCGCGCACAACCAUGUCAAGUCCGGCACACAUGGGAGAAUUCUCGUCAUUGAUGGGUUGGGGAAUGAUGACUGGUCGUUCUACUGCUCUUUGACUUACCCUGACGCGGAGGUGUACAGUUUGAGUGGCCGGCCGGUCUCGACAACGAUUCCUCACCCUGCAGCAUGGCAGCCUCCUACCAACCACCACACGGUGUACCAUGCUGGCCUUCAGAAUCCUCUCCCAUUUCCCAAGGACUACUUCACCGCUGCCGUCUUGCGUUUCCCCAUAGCAAGCUCCGAGACUAUUCAGAGCAAUAUAAUCCAGGAAUGCCGCCGCGUCCUCCGUUCUGGCGGUUACCUGGAAAUGUGUCUUUUGGACCGAGAUAUGGUCAAUAUGGGCGUUCGCACUCGUAAAGCGGUCCGCCGACUGAAAGAAAUGACAUGUCUCACCAACUCAAGCAUCAGUCUCAAGCCAACUAGCGACAGUGUUCAGCGUCUGAUCGGAACCCAAGGGUUCGACAAUCUCCGCCGUUGCAUAGUGCGGAUCCCUGUUGCAGGAAUGAUCGUCCGCUCCUCCGGAUCAACCACAUCCUCAUCGAACAAGUCCCUCUCCGCAACAGCUACCACUACGUCCACUGCAUUCUCGCUUCCUGCUGUCUCCGCCUCCACGGCGACACACGGUCAAAGCACCCAGACUGCAUCCAAGUCAUCGCCUUCCGACGACAACAUCUCCCUAGGAGACCUCCUCUCCGACCCGACUCCAUCAGCCGCAAAUGACGAGUCGAUUGCUAAGAUCGUGGCUCGCGUCGGCCGCUGGUGGUAUACCAAGUGUUACGAGGACCCAGCCCUCCCCGUCACCGGUGACAACGACCCAAGCAUGUGGACUGACCGCAAAGUCCUCCGCGAGUGCCAGAAACGUGGCACCGGGUUCCGCAUGCUGAUCGCCCAUGCGCAGAAGCCGAGUGAGAAGCGGCGUACUGCAAGUGUCUAA
Penicillium canariense is the source of this 4665-nucleotide messenger RNA. RefSeq lists its product as uncharacterized. The record is from RefSeq and is a predicted model, not a curated record. Lineage: Eukaryota; Fungi; Ascomycota; Eurotiomycetes; Eurotiales; Aspergillaceae. The transcript has a single exon. The coding region runs from base 1 to 4665 and encodes 1554 amino acids.